Magnolia sinica is the source of this 2642-nucleotide messenger RNA. RefSeq lists its product as uncharacterized. Bases 197 to 1786 code for a protein of 529 amino acids. Gene Ontology annotation, cellular component: translation release factor complex. Lineage: Eukaryota; Viridiplantae; Streptophyta; Magnoliopsida; Magnoliales; Magnoliaceae. The transcript is spliced from 16 exons. Gene Ontology annotation, molecular function: GTPase activity; translation release factor activity; GTP binding. The record is from RefSeq and is a predicted model, not a curated record. Gene Ontology annotation, biological process: translation.
GUGGUCGGAUAACGGCAUGUGUUCUGUACACGUGUGGCGUAGCGAAGCUGUAAAAGCAAAGAAAGAAGAGAAAAAGAGAAGGGAGAUUGAGAAUCGCUAACCUGCGCCCGACGCCACAGAAACCCUCGAAAUCUCUUCUCAAAACCAAACCCCAGCAGCAGCAGCAGCCACCAAGCAAGCACUCGCCGCAGGCGCGAUGGAGGCGGAAAACGCCGCUCCGGGUCAUCCGGCCGUCGUGGAUGCCGGUGAGCCGUACGAUUGGAGCAAGGAAGACGACGCCAUGGACGAAGAUCAUCAUCACCACCCUCCAUCACAGACCGAGGCCCCAUCUCCCGUUCCGGAAGUUAUUCGGGAGGAGAUCCAAUCAAAUUUGCAGUCAUUGCACUUGGAGCCAAAAGGGAAAGACAAGGAAAUGACUGAAGAAGUUAUUGAAGAAGAUGAAAAGGAAGAUAAUAAGAAGCGGCAUCUGAAUGUUGUAUUUAUCGGUCACGUGGAUGCUGGUAAGUCAACCACUGGUGGGCAGAUACUCUUCCUCAGUGGUCAGGUUGAUGAUAGAACGAUUCAGAAAUAUGAGAAGGAAGCUAAGGACAAAAGCCGAGAAAGCUGGUACAUGGCAUAUAUCAUGGACACUAAUGAGGAGGAACGUGUAAAGGGAAAGACAGUAGAGGUUGGUAGAGCUCAUUUUGAGACGGAAAGUACAAGAUUCACAAUUUUGGAUGCUCCGGGUCACAAGAGUUAUGUCCCAAACAUGAUUAGUGGUGCAUCUCAAGCUGAUGUUGGAGUUCUGGUGAUAUCUGCUCGAAAGGGUGAGUUUGAAACUGGGUACGAGAGAGGCGGACAGACCCGCGAACAUGUCCAACUCGCAAAAACUCUGGGUGUUUCUAAGCUGCUUGUCGUUGUCAACAAAAUGGACGAUCCUACUGUGCAGUGGUCUAAAGAGAGGUUUGAUGAAAUACAAUUAAAGAUGUUACCAUUUCUAAAGUCAUCAGGUUACAAUGUGAAGAAAGAUGUUCAGUUUCUUCCAAUAUCUGGUCUCGUUGGUUCUAACAUGAAAACUAGAGUGGAAAAAAGCUUGUGUAGUUGGUGGGAUGGUCCAUGUCUUUUUGAAGCUCUGGAUGCUGUAGAAAUUCCUGCACGAGAUCCUCAAGGUUCACUUAGGAUGCCAAUAAUUGAUAAAUUUAAAGACAUGGGAACAGUUGUUAUGGGCAAAAUAGAGUCUGGUAGUAUCCGUGAAGGUGACACCUUGUUGGUCAUGCCCAAUAAGGCUAAUGUGAAAGUUUUGGCUGUAUAUUGUGACGAAAAUAAAGUAAAACGUGCCGGGCCUGGUGAAAAUGUCAGGGUUAAAUUGUCAGGAGUUGAAGAAGAGGAUAUUCUAGCUGGUUUUGUUUUAUCAAGUAUUGCAAAGCCAAUAGCCGCAGUUUUUGAAUUUGAUGCUCAGCUGCAGAUCCUGGAGUUGCUUGACAAUGCGAUUUUCACGGCCGGUUACAAGGCGAUAUUGCACAUUCAUGCGGUUGUUGAGGAGUGUGAGAUUGUUGCAUUGCUACAGCAAAUUGAUCCUAAGACAAGGAAACCCAUGAAGAAGAAAGUCCUUUUCGUGAAGAACGGAGCUGUUGUUGUAUGCCGCAUUCAGGUGAAUAACUUAAUUUGCAUCGAGAAUUUCUCUGAUUUUCCACAGCUUGGAAGGUUUACCCUUCGUUCUGAAGGAAAAACAAUUGCUGUUGGGAAAGUUACUGCCCUUCCCCCCUCAGGAAGCUCUGCAUAUUCCUCUUCAACAGUUUUGGGGUAGAAGGCAAGAAGUUUCUUACCUUUUGUGCAUUCUCCUUGUUCUUCAUAUUUUACAUCUUUGUUUCGUUACAGUUUAUGUUUUUCUUUGUGAGUAUUGGUCCUGAGACUGCAAAUGUAGCUUAGACUUAGGAUUCUGCAUAGGUAGGGUCCAUUGUUGGAUCCAGACCAUUGAUCAGGCCCCAUUGUCAACUGGGGAUGCCCAACCCACCCCCAAUCUCAGACUGGAAAAUUCCAUUCUUUUGGCAUACUUUCCAUUUGAUAUGUGUCAUAAGUUGAUAUCAUAUAUUAUUAAUAUAAUUAUCCAUCGAUUAUUGAAACUGUCAAAUGAUUCAAAUCAUAACAGGAAAACACAUAACAUAUACUGAUAUACACUAUCAUGUAUUCAUGUGUUGAUGAUUAAGUCCAGGUGUUUUACCUUGUCAAUCAUAAAAAAAUACAAUCAUAGGAAUUAACUUUAUUAAGAUAAGAAAAAAACAACAAAAAUAUAAAAAACAAAGAACAGGUGAAACCGGUUGAUCCAUAUCUCCAUUUUCCCCAAUUGAUUUUUGAAAACAUUCAAAAAAUUAUGGAAUGGUUGAAAAUACGUAAAACAACAAAAUCACUGCACAUGGUUAGUAGAUCUAUGUCCAAACAACAAAUAGAUCAUCUACGUUGAACCAAAUAAUAAUUUUUUAUUUCCCAAUCUGAUUUUUAAGAAAGUAAAAAAAAUAAUAAUUGAAAAUUGCCAAAAGAUUAGCAAAAAGACGUUAAAAUAACAUUAUAGCAUAUAACCUACACUACCAUUUUCAAAGAACUUAGAUUUAUGAGUAAACAACAUAAAUCUAUAAUUUCCCCAAAGAAAUUUUGAAAAAAAUAAA